Messenger RNA from Hylaeus anthracinus, 3131 nucleotides. RefSeq lists its product as uncharacterized. The transcript is spliced from 3 exons. The record is from RefSeq and is a predicted model, not a curated record. Lineage: Eukaryota; Metazoa; Arthropoda; Insecta; Hymenoptera; Colletidae. The coding region runs from base 1164 to 2456 and encodes 430 amino acids.
UCGAGUGCACUCGAGCACGUGUACCAAUAUUAUCCUUGGUGAUCAAAUUAGAUGAAGCAUGAGGUACGGUUUUUGCGGUCAAUUCUGAAAUACGUUUUACUUCCUCAUUUAAUUUUGAUAGAUAUUUAUAAGUAUGUUCGAAGUAAUUGUGAAAUGAUUUUAGCAAGGAAGCUCUCUUUACUCAACGUAAACGAACUCAUAAAGAAAUAGAUGUUGCCAUUGUGAUCAAAUAAAAAGAAACCCGUUUAAACAAUAAAACUUUCCAAGUUAUUUGUCCCCAUCAUCAAAAUGACACUUUCACCGUGCUUCAUAAAACUUGGAACAAUCAUACAAAAUGUUGAAAAAAAAAAAAAAAAAAGGAAAAAGAAGCUUCCAGGCUGAUACCUAGCGAUUAGUGGCGGUUACAAAAAUAAUUCGAAAUAAUGGUAUAUUCCGGUCACGGCGAGCCGAAGAGGAUUACGGGCGCGUCGCGGAGGCGAUCUGUUUUCCAGAUUUCCAUCGAGCGUGAGGAAAAGAGCGUGGCGGGCAGCGGAACAGGAGGUGGAGAAAGUGCACGGCGGAGCAGGAGGUGUGAGAGGUGCGGAAGGAAGGAUAUUGAUCGGGCGGGUUAGGGAGUGCGCGCAUGGGAGAUAUCCUCUCUGUCCCACCCUGCCUGCAUCCACCUCUGAGUGGGCAACGACGGAGGAGCGUGUCCGUCGUGUCAGUUCGUACUUUAAGAUCCACACUGCGCCACAAUCGAAGGGGUUGCACGGGCACGAAAGAGUGCCGCGGGCGAAUCAAGGUAGAUAGCUGGGUGCCUCUGCGGCAAGGGUGUGCCGACGACGCUUUGUCCGAUAUACCCGAUCAGAGGACGUCGAACUACGCCGGCCCUCGCGCUCGUGAACCGGUCGACGUAGCAGGAAAUAGACGGGACUGCCGGUGGUUUUUCACGAAGCCCAAGCGGUCAUCUAUGUGAGAACUAGUCGGGAAUAAUAGGCGCGUUCUGCCUAUUUGUCCAUCGCGAGCGUCGAUGUGCUUUAUCAGCGUUGUACGGGGAGCAGACGGACGCACGGGACAUCAUCGUAACCGACGACACAAUAUUUUCCCCCCAUUCGUUCACCUAACGAGCAUCGAUCUCACGCGUUGACCGCACUAAACAAAAAGCACAAAAACGAGGCGGAACCAUGGCGAAUUGGCAUUGGGGUUGCGAGGACGCGGAGGAUUCCUCCAGCGAAACGGAGGAGCAGAAGUCGGAGAUUGAUAAGCAGUGGCUUGGUGAUAUCCUAAGGGACUUUCACAGAGAAUCGGUCACGAUAAUCGACAGUAAGGUUUACUCGAGCUGUUUGAGAAACGUCUUGACUGCCUUGAGCACUAUAAGUAGAGUUAAAGUCACGUACGUGUUGGAGGAUUCGAAUACCACGAAGGAUCUGUCUCUGAUCGUGAAAGAGCUACCGAAAGAUGGGUGCAGUCGUCUCUUCGUUAUCACUGGCCAGUUCGACCUGCGGGAAAUCAAAUUCUACACACAGGUCAUGCCCGACUUGAAGGAAUUCCAAAAGAAACAACUAGCGUUAGAGGAAAACAGAUCGGGCGAUGAAAUACCCCUGUCGGUACCUGUGUGCUACCACGCGCAGUAUACCCCAGCGGAGGAGUCAGACUGCUUCCUCACAACAUGUGAUUCCAUUCUGGUGCUACAGGAUCUUCACGACUCGGACUUUUGGAACAUUCAAUUUCGCAAAGGAAUGUCGUACGAUCAGACAAAAGUCGCGUUGGAGGCCAUCGCGCGUAUACACGCGCACUCAUUGGCGAUGAAAGUCAUCGAGGGUCAGUCACUGUCCGAACGUUAUCCGUUCCUCUUUCAAACAGCCAAGGCGACGGACUCGUACCAACACUUAGUAGAGCGUGGUUUGCCGCAACUCGCGGAAUUUUUGGAAAACACCGGACUAGAGGCAAUACUAGAGACUCUGCUCGUGUUACGACCUAAGACUAAGCACAUAAUAUCAGCGCUUCUCGCGCCAGAAGGACCGCUCACACUGAUCACGCACACAGACUUCUGGUGCAACAAUGUGCUCUUCAAAGACGGUCCCAACGGUCUCGAGUGUUGCAUUCUUGAUUGGCAGAUGGUUACCUAUAGCAGACCGACCAACGACAUCGCUCUGUUGAUAGUAAGUUCGUUGCCGACCAAACUGCGUCGAGAGCACACGGAAACCUUCCUCGACGUCUAUUGGAACACCCUUAUCAGCACGUGCUUACGCCUCGGUGUCGACAUACCCAAGGACUUGGGCUACACGAGGGAAGACUUGAGCAAAGAUUACAGGCGAUCGCAGCUUCUAGCGCUUCUACUUUGCAUCGGAUCGGUGGACGUUGCCUUGGGCGAUCCCGACACCGAACAACGACUAAUCGACGUCCUCAAGGACCUCCACAACGAGGGUGUGUUCACCGACGAGACUGUCACCGCGGCCAGCGAAAGCGAUUCUUAGUCACCGUGAUCACCGCUCAUCAUAGUGCCGCAGUGAAUUAAUACUUCAAAGGAGCAACCGGUAACUGGUAACCGACUUGAACCGGUCAGCGAUCAACCGUGGACACUGAAAUCGCAAUCCAACGUGAUACAAUUCGCGAGCAAAGAGCUUGUGCCGAUAUCGGUGUAAUUGCGGGUAGCUAAAGAAAUUCAAGUCACGUUAAAUGUGCCACUACCAUGGGAAAGCAUAGAGCCGAUAGAUUUUUGUGUUCGAAAAUGUUUGCCAACGAAGAAAGUAUUAACGAACAUCCGUAGAAAGUUGCGUUGUCGAUAUACAUUUUAAGAUAAACAUUUCGUUUGCUAUACGCGAUAUUUACACGUCAGCGUAACGCAAGCAAGCAGAACGUCGAUAAAUAUAAUACGGGGUUAUGAUAUCGAUAAUGACUCGAGAGCUAAACGAAUGCUAAUGGCGCUUGCGCUAUAAAAUAAUUUAGAUCUACGGUAAUACUUUUAUGCCAAUUAAGCGCAACAAUCGUUCGAUUCGAAGUUAUUUCUCCGACUACAUUUCUUCCCGCAAUUAUUGUAACGGCUAUAAGACCGACAUUCUGUUAUCGCUAAUUUACAUACGCAAUAAUUGUAUUAUUCUUUUUCUUUGUACAAACUAUAUAAAUAAAAUAUACCUUGAUGUUGUCAUGAA